Messenger RNA from Corticium candelabrum, 828 nucleotides. Its product is annotated as ADP-ribosylation factor-like protein 1. The transcript has 8 exons. Gene Ontology annotation, cellular component: cytoplasm; Golgi apparatus. Gene Ontology annotation, molecular function: GTP binding; GTPase activity. The coding region runs from base 70 to 612 and encodes 180 amino acids. The record is from RefSeq and is a predicted model, not a curated record. Gene Ontology annotation, biological process: vesicle-mediated transport; intracellular protein transport. Lineage: Eukaryota; Metazoa; Porifera; Homoscleromorpha; Homosclerophorida; Plakinidae.
GGGGUAGCAUGCUAUUCUUCGCUACAACACACCUCUAGCUAUACAUUGGUUGAUCAGCUUUACACGAGAAUGGGAGGAGUGUUUUCAAGGCUUUUUGAGGCAUUAUGGGGUCCCAAGGAAUAUCGGAUACUGAUCUUGGGUUUAGACGGUGCAGGAAAAACAACUAUUCUCUAUAGGUUGCAAGUUGGUGAAGUAGUAACUACGAUUCCAACUAUCGGUUUCAAUGUGGAGUCGGUGACCUACAAAAAUUUGAAAUUUCAAGUUUGGGAUCUUGGUGGACAAACAAGCAUUCGUCCGUACUGGAGAUGUUACUAUGCCAACACUGAUUGUGUGAUUUAUGUUGUUGAUUGCGUGGAUCGGGAGAGACUAGGUAUAGCAAAGUCAGAGUUGGUCGCAAUGCUGGAAGAAGAGGAGUUGAAGAGUUCGCUUUUACUUGUAUUUGCCAACAAACAGGAUAUGGAUGGCGCAAUGUCUCCUGCAGAAGUGUCAGCCGCUCUUGGUUUAUCAGCGCUAAAGAGCAGAACUUGGCAAAUAUUUAAAACAUCGGCACUGAAAGGAGAAGGACUGGAUGAAGCAAUGGAAUGGUUGGUGAAUGCACUCAAAACGAAGUAGUUGUUAGUUUUGUGAAAUAGUAAGCUGAUGUUAUCAAUACACUUGUCAGAUUUGACUGUAAGAACUGCAGUGAUGAGACAUCUCUCUAGAUCUUUCUGUUUAAUAAAAUCAGCCAUUGUAUAUUUCUUUCUUCUAAGUUUGCAGUACUGCAACGCAUGGGUACAAAUUGCUUGUUAUCAGUUUCUGUUUGUAAGAGUAAGACAAACCAUUUCACAA